Molecule: messenger RNA, 2498 nt
Organism: Rhagoletis pomonella (apple maggot)
Lineage: Eukaryota; Metazoa; Arthropoda; Insecta; Diptera; Tephritidae
Product: eIF-2-alpha kinase activator GCN1-like
Biological process (GO): regulation of translation; cellular response to amino acid starvation
Cellular component (GO): cytosol
Molecular function (GO): protein kinase regulator activity
Source: RefSeq, a predicted model, not a curated record
AAAUUCAACAUUAUUUUUGUAUGUCAACCUCAAACUUUGAUUUUAUUAUUCUUAAUUCAUAAGCAUUUUUACUAUUUUUUUCAGGCCGCAGGAUACUUAAGUUUCAACUCAAUUUCCACUAAUGACACUUCAAGGAUAUUGCAUCUCGUUGUGGAUUUAUUUUCGAAAGCCUUGAUAGCUGAAAUUCAAGAGCGGGUUAUAUGCCACACCUUGGACAUGUUUAGUUUGUGGGUGACAAAGUUUUUGGGCGAACUACCGAAAUCAAUCAUAUAUAUCUUUGAAAGAGGACUGGACCUGAAAACAACAACUCAACCUGUUCGAAUAGCGUAUCUUCAAUGGCUUCUAGCUGCUCUUCAAAAUGGUAGAUUACACGCGGAGUCAAAAAUUACUCCCCUUCUUCUUCCGCUAGUUGAAAAAGGUUUACAAAAUCCCCUACAAAUUCCCCUUGUAUGUGAGGCACUUUGCGCUGCUUGUAUUAUAUUGAAAACAGAAUGCCCGCUGCACAAUAUUACCUUAAGCAAUUUUUGGAGCGUCGUAUUCGACAUGAAUAAACAAUUGUUCUUUUCCGAGCGGUUUAUGUUCGCUGCACCUGCCGAAUCAUUGUGCUAUGUAUCAUUGAUGGCUGAAAAGUUGUUAACGCAAUAUCCAAGCAAACUGAAAGGUACCCUUAAUAUUAUAUUCAAAGCUAUAGUUUGCAAUUUGUUAUCGAAUUCUCAAAAAGUAAGAUCAUACACUUUAUCUUUGCUGCCAAAUAUAUUCCAUUCAAUCGACGGCGUUACGUAUAUUAAAUCCAUUAUAAUAGAAAUCGAAAGCCAGAUAGAUAAUUUAAAAUUUGAUGAUGAAAAUGAAGGCAAUUAUGAAGAAAUUCUAGCUUGUGCAAAUACUUUGGUAGAAGUAAUACAAUGCAUUUUUAAUUUUGAGAAACUUCCUGUAAGUGAUGCUAUAAAGCUAUCGUUACAAGUUCUAAUUAUAUGUCACCACCCUGCUGUGGUAAUUAAAGAACCAUUUUUAUGGGAAAAGAUUUUAAAAUUGAAUUUUAAAUUGGAUCCAGAGAAAUUUAUUUCGCUAAAUGCUGAACAAAUUAAAGAACUUUUAAUUGAAAAAUUCGAAAAGAAAAAAGCAUAUUCAAAUGCUAUCUCUACUGUUGUUCGGUCGAGCCCUGGAGUAAUGUUACCAGCAUUUAUAAAAAAAAUUAUAGCUGAUUUAAAAACUGUUGAUUCCGGUGUUGUUUCCGGCGAAGAAUAUUCCAUAUACUUAAUUGCAAAGGCGGAACAAUGCAAUAAAAGAAAUGGUAAUGAUAUGUUAUCAGCAGGAUAUACGCGAGAUAAUCAUUAUAACAAAUCUCAAAUAGAAAAAAUACAGUUAGGAAAUGAAUGUGACCAAAGGCGAUGCAAGGGCAGAACGAAUAUUUCAGAAUAUAACCAAAAACAGCAAGAAGCCUUAAAAAAUCAAAUUGAAAAAGAAAACUGCAUAAAAGAUCGUGUUGACCUUUUGAAUAAAAAAUUAACUAAUGCAACUUUCAUGCUAGAAUCAGCAUAUUCUGGCAAUCCUAUGGCAGUUUCCCUACAUUUCCACGAAUUAUUGAUGCCAAUUUUAAAACUGUUAAAAUUACCACUUGCAGCGGAAAUUUUGUCAAAGCUGUAUAUAAAACUAAGCGAGGUAUGUUUUGAGGACUGCAUUGAACUGGGAAAAGAUUUAGCGGUGACUACUAUUCGGUUAGUAAAUCCGCAGUGCGAUCACCCAAAUGAAUGGAUUUUAAACAACAUCGAUGAUAAUGCUAUUAGAACCUUACUAGAAGUUCAAAGACACUUAGUAAGAUAUAUUAAUGAUGCAAAUAAAUCUACAUCGCAUAACUGUUUCAACGCACCGUCCUUCUCUUAUGCAUUUGAGUUUUUGAAACGCGUACUUGUUACAAAUUCCAUAGCCAACAGUGAGGAACUUACAUUGAUUGGUAUGCAAAUAAUUGAAAAUCAUGCUCAAAUGAGAGGACGUACCGUACACGGGGAUGUGACAGAUUUCAAUCAUCCUAAAUAUAUGCCUCGAUUAGAAAUGUUGAAAUUGUUGCUAUAUUUAAUUAAUGGUUACCAAGGUAGAGUUCAGACCAAAGCUUCAUCUGUACUUUUGGAAGUGGCAAACUUGAGUUCUGGCGAAGAUUAUUGUGGACAUGCUACUGGAGAUGAAAUUGAGAUAUUAUUACAUUCAUUACAAAGCGGCAAAGAAGCCGUGAGGGAAGUUUCACUAAGAGCACUCAAAAUUAUAAAGAAAUGUUUUUUGAACGAAGGCAUGAUGAAUAGUGAUUUAAAAUCUCGGAUGAAAAUCCGUGUGUGGAUAGCAAGGCACGACACAUCUGCUGAAAAUCGUACUUUAGCGGCUGAUUUAUGGGAUUAUUCUAAGUUUGUUGUACCUAGUUUGGACGAACUUUUUUCAGAUGUCACUCAUAAAGAGCUAUGUAUACAAAAGGCAACGGCACAUUCCUUGUUAUCACUGCUUGUCAACGA